AUGAUCACAAACCUCGUGGACGAGUACGAGAUCCUCGACCAAUACCACUCGCAGCCACGGAAGCUCAAGAUCAUCCACGUCGGGGCCGGCGCGUCGGGUUUGUUAUUGGCCUACAAGGCUGAGCGGCAGCUGCGCAACUACGAGUUGAUCUGCUACGAAAAGAAUCCAAGCAUCGGUGGAACAUGGUAUGAGAACAGAUACCCCGGCUGCGCGUGCGACAUCCCCGCCCAUACCUACACCUACACCUUCCGCCCCAACCCGGAGUGGUCGGGCUUCUACUCGCGCUCGGACGAGAUCCAGACGUACUUUGAGAAGUUCUACGAAGAGUACGACCUCAAACGCUACGUGCGGCUGGACACCGAGGUCGUGGGCGCCACGUGGUUCGAGGAUAGCGGUGAAUGGGAGGUUGAGCUCAGGAACGGAGAUAGGACGUUUACAGAUCGCUGCAACGUCCUGAUCAAUGGUUCGGGCGUCGUGAAUAAAUGGAAAUGGCCCGCCAUCGAGGGCAUUUCUUCCUACAAGGGCAUCCUCGCCCACAGCGCCAACUGGGAUACCUCGAUCGACUGGCAAGGCAAGAAGGUGGCGGUGCUGGGAACAGGGUCGAGCUCCAUCCAAAUGGUGCCCCAUCUAGCCCGAGGAUCUCAGAGCUUGACCGUCUUUGCUCGAAACAUGACCUAUAUCGCCCCGCAGGUCGCCGCCGACGCUCAAAAGAUUGACGAAAACUCCCAACAACCAGCCGCGGUCGGGAAGCACUACUAUAUCGAAGCCGAGAAGCAGAAAUUCCGCAGUGAUCCAGGGUUCCACCUGCAGUAUCGCAAGAGACUCGAGUCCGCCUUGACCGAGAUGUUCCCCAUGUUUUUGAGGGGUACCAAGCUGAACAUGCAGGCCAGGGAAGGGAUGCGAGCCAGCAUGCUGGCCAAGAUCGGACCGGGCCACGAAGAGUUGAAGCAGAGAUUCAUCCCGCAGUGGUCCCCGGGUUGUCGAAGGCUGACCCCGGGGGAAGGGUAUCUCGAGACCCUGAUCCUGGACCACGUCAAGGUGAUCCACGACGAGAUCGCGCGGUUCACCGAGACCGGGCUCGUGACGGCCGCUGGUGAGGCGUUGGACUUUGAUAUCAUCGCCUGCGCGACCGGUUUCGACAUCGCGUACACGCCGCACUUUAAGAUCACGGGCGUCGACGGCGCCGUCAUGCAGGAGGAAUGGAAGGAGACGCCCAACAUCUACCUCAGCAUCACGGCGCCCAAGUUUCCCAAUUACUUUGUCGUCAAUGGGCCGACGGGGAAUUGGGGCCAGGGAUGUGCCCUGCCUUCGCACGAGGUCCAACUCGAGUACGCCCUCCAAUGCUGCCGCAAGAUGCAAGAGGAAGGCAUCCGAGCGAUGGAGCCGCGGCAGGGCCCGACGACGCAGAUCAACCAGCAUCUGGAUGCGUGGCACAAGAAGUACAGCGUGUGGGCCGAGGAGUGCCGGUCGUGGUACAAGGACAACAAGCCCGACGGCCGCGUCUACAUCUGGCCGGGCAGCCUGCUGCACCACCUGAAGACGCUUCGCAGCCCGCGUUAUGAACACUACGACCUGCGCUACGAGAGCGACAACGUCUGGGCAUUCCUGGGCAAUGGGCGAACGGACUUGGAGUGGGAGCACGACAACGGCCGCCCGGUAGACCUGGCGCCGUAUAUUCGCAACGCCGAUGUGCCGUGGAGUUUGGACCUGCCCGUGGAUGUGCCCGUGAAAGGUGCGGAGCCGUCGCAACAGGCGUGA
Fonsecaea multimorphosa CBS 102226 is the source of this 1758-nucleotide messenger RNA. RefSeq lists its product as uncharacterized. The record is from RefSeq and is a predicted model, not a curated record. The transcript is spliced from 6 exons. The coding region runs from base 1 to 1758 and encodes 585 amino acids. NCBI's taxonomy places the organism in Eukaryota, Fungi, Ascomycota, Eurotiomycetes, Chaetothyriales, Herpotrichiellaceae.